Molecule: messenger RNA, 520 nt
Organism: Didymodactylos carnosus
Lineage: Eukaryota; Metazoa; Rotifera; Eurotatoria; Philodinida; Philodinidae
Source: the annotation of a GenBank genome assembly
UACACCAUCUCAAAAGUCAUCCGGUAGUGAAGUUAAUAGUGCUAAAGAGCAAAAAAGAAUGGUAUUGAACAAAUUUCUCCAGUUGAGUGGAAUUAAAUCGAAGGUACGGAUAACACGUUCGUAUAGAAAAUUAACGGGUCAAUCCAAGCGUAAUUUUCUAUCAACCACAAGAAUAAUAUUGAAAUCAAUUCUAAGUUUUGUUGCCACUUCACAUGUAUAUGACGUUUGGAAUGAUUUAUUGAAACACGACAGCGAUCAAAAUAAUGUAGCAUUAGAUGGAAAGUUUUUAUCUGUUAUGAAUGGUGUUACCGAAACAUAUCAUAAUGCCGAAAGCUGGUCAACUCGUCGGCAAAUACUCUCAAUUGUUGCACCAAAAAUAUCGUUCAAACUGAUUCAAUCAUUCUUACCGGGUUUAACAUUAUACCGGUUUACAUCUGCAAGAAUGUAUGGAUUACGAUUUGGUGCGGGUGCAUUAAUCGAAAGUUCAUCGAACGUUAUUCAUCGUUUUGAUAAUGAGCAG